CGCAGGCGCACUCUUCCACUGUGGUUCGUCCUCUGCAGUCGGUGAGUGUGUAAUGGCAGCUUGAGUUUCUCUGCAAAUCCCUCUUCAUCCUCUCUUGUAGCGUCGCGCUGCAGUGUGCAAACAGUCCCGGGCUUCUUCCAGAAAUCUACCCCAAAGUAGAAAAUGUACGCCUGCGCAAAGUUCGUUUCCACGCCGGCUCUGGUCCGUGCUGGUUCCCGGGCUCUUUACAGACCCCUGUCUGCCUCUGUCCUGUCCAGGCCUGAAGCCAAUACAGAGAGCACUCUUGCUGUGAUGCCCCAAAGCCCCCUCAGCCAGGUCACACUGAGAGGCUUCCAGACCAGUGCUGUCAGCAGGGACAUCGACACUGCUGCUAAGUUCAUUGGUGCUGGCGCUGCCACAGUCGGAGUCGCUGGAUCUGGUGCUGGAAUCGGAACAGUGUUUGGUAGUCUCAUCAUUGGCUAUGCCAGGAACCCAUCCUUGAAGCAGCAGCUGUUCUCAUAUGCCAUCCUGGGAUUUGCCCUGUCUGAAGCUAUGGGACUGUUCUGUUUGAUGGUCGCUUUCCUUAUCCUGUUUGCUAUGUAAAACUGCCCUCACACUUUCAUUACAGAUGUGACUACAUGUUUAUUGUGGCUACCAAAAUUGUUCGGUGUUGGUGUCAUGGAAAUGUACAUUUUUCAAGUCUUUCAGACACUGUCAAAAUAAGCAAAACAUGUAUUGUACAAAUAUAAGAAUUUAUGUGAUUAAAAUACAUGUAUUUGACUAUUUAA
Messenger RNA from Cololabis saira (Pacific saury), 767 nucleotides. RefSeq names its product ATP synthase membrane subunit c locus 3a (gene atp5mc3a). The record is from RefSeq and is a predicted model, not a curated record. Gene Ontology annotation, biological process: proton motive force-driven ATP synthesis; proton transmembrane transport. Lineage: Eukaryota; Metazoa; Chordata; Actinopteri; Beloniformes; Belonidae. Gene Ontology annotation, molecular function: proton transmembrane transporter activity. The coding region runs from base 163 to 582 and encodes 139 amino acids. The transcript has 5 exons.